GGAAGUAUGAGAGUAGUUAUAAUUUGCCAGCAAUCAUUUUUUUCAGCACCACAACUUGCCCUCACUUCAGUGAAGCAAAAUUUUAUUGUGGGAUAUAGCUGAAAAGAAGACAUGAACUCCAAAACAUUUACUUGUUCAGCUCGUUUAUUCCAACACUGCUUACCCAAACAUAGGCGUGUUUUCCACAUGAAUCCUGCGCAGAUGUUUAGGGGACUAUCUCGGGUGACCCAGGGAUCAGGUGUGCGCACCGUGGACCUCCGGAGCGAUGCGGGAACCAAACCUGGAGCUGCCAUGCGCAAAACUAUGGCGGAGGCAGAGCUCGGGGAUGAUGUGUUUGCAGAGGACCCAGCAGUUAAUGAAUUACAAAAAGAAGCUGCAGAUAUGUUUGGUAUGGAGGCUGCUUUAUUUGUCCCUACAGUAACGAUGGGUAAUCUAAUUGCAGUUAUGGUCCACUGUAGAGAAAGGGGAGAUGAGAUGAUAGUUGGUGACCUCUCUCAUAUUUAUAUCUAUGAGCAGGGUGGAAGUGCACAGCUGGCAGGUGUCCAUUCUGUAGCAGUGACUACACUAGCCGAUGGCACAUUUGAUCUAGACCAGCUGAUCUCCAAGAUCCGUCAUGGUUACCCUAACCCGCACUACCCACGCUCUCGACUGGUCUGCAUUGAAAACACACACAAUAUUCAGGGAGGGCGAGUCCUUCCACUCUCAUUCCUGCAGGAGCUUCGCUCUGUGGCUGAUAAGUUUGAUCUGGCAGUUCAUAUGGAUGGAGCGAGGUUAAUGAAUGCAGCCGUUGCUCAGGGUGUUCAUCCCUCUGUUAUACUACAACAUUGCCACUCCGCCAGUGUGUGUCUAUCCAAGGGGCUGGGAGCACCUGUAGGAACCAUGCUUUGUGGGUCAAAAUAUUUCAUAGAGAGAGCAGUUCGUGCUCGCAAGGCACUUGGAGGAGGAAUGCGCCAAGCGGGUAUUUUAGCAGCAGCUGGUAGGAUCGCCCUGUCAGACAUGAUUGGCAGAUUGGAAGAGGACCACAGGAACGCCAGACACUUUGCUGAAGCGCUUAUACAGUGCCAACCUGCUUUGUACCAGCUGGACCUUGCCACUGUGGAAACAAACAUUGUAAAGUUUUGUCUUCAGGACCAGCAGAUGAGCCCAAAUGAGUUCUGUGAGCGUAUGGCAAGGGUUGAUGAGCAGGAGGUGAAGGCUCUGGAUCAGGGGGUCCGGGUGCUGAUGUUCUCUCAUGUUGGAAAUGCAGUCAGGGCUGUGUGGCAUCUGGGUAUCAGUGAGGAAGAUACUGAACUGGCUAUAGAGAAGGCUCGGUUUGUGGCCCAACAGCAUAGAUACAAGUCUGUCAGGACAGCAGGAAACCAAUAAUUCUCAUCCAAGACCAAAUGUUUUUACAACAGUCCAUCUCAGUUUAUCUCAAAAAUACUCCAGCUUAACUUAAAAGGGACGCUCCACUUUUUUGGAAAUAUGCUCAUUUUCCAGCUCCCCUAGAGUUAAACAUCACUUCACUUGGUAACUUUUAAUAGCAGGGGACUAUUUUCAGGCACUGCGUAAUAUCAUUGCGCCUCCUGCAGCCAUGUUACGGCAUCAAAGGCCUUGAUUAUUACGCCAGAAUGAGAAUAUAGUUCCUAGCCAUAUCUGCCUAGAAAAUCACAACUUUACAUUUUUCAUCUGUCUUUGUACAUGAUGUAACUACAGAAGAGUCAAGUUUUAAAUAGGUAAAAUAUCGAAACUAUUUGGUUAUUUUUAGCGCAAUGCUAAUGGUCCAAUCAGAUUCAAUGGAUUAUGCUAAGCUAUGCUAAAAGUGGUCAGCUGAAUGGAUUGCAAAAUGUUGAACUCUAGAUGAGCUGGAAAAUGAGCAUAUUUUCAAAAGUGGAGUGUCCCUUUUUUACACCCCACAAAAAAGUGUUAAAAUUUAAUGUUGCACAAUGUUGCACAAAAGUUUCUUUGUAAAGGAAAAUUGUUUAUUAGUGGCAUCACUGGAAAGAACCACUUUUAGCACCUUUAAGAGUGCAAUGUACCAUCUUGUACCAGGUUUGAAAAUCAAGCCAAGACUUGCACUAUUAUAUUAUACUAUUAAAGGGGUGUUGCAAUAAUUAUGCCUGUGUGUUUAUUUACAAUGAGCAGUUUUCUAUACUUCAACCUUAAUGACAAUUCAGCGUUUUGAAAUGUUUUUACAAUAAUUUGUGUGAUGAUUUGACUUCCGUUUAAUUCCAUACAAUGAGCACCAGAAGUAGUUUAUAGUGGUAAAAAAAAGAAAAGCAAACAACCUGUGUCAUUUUUCUAGGUUUGUUAUUUUCAUCAAGUGUUAUAUAAGAGCUUCCCAUAAUGAUGAGACAGUGCAGAGAGACAUCUUCAUGAUGACAAAGAGGCGAUUGCGUUCAAUACAAUAGACAUCAAAAGGGGAUCAGGCCACUGUCUAGUCAAUAUACAGUCAAACUUAUUUUCUUUAAUUGCUAAUGCAACCUUUUACACCACAGACUGAACAAAAUUAAGCAUUGCUUGGUUAUUGGUUGACCUAAAUUGGUAUUCUAAUUGUGUGCUUAUAUAUAACAGCUGACAGCUAUUCAGUUAAUUAAUAAAACAGUCUACUAGAAGGAUGGCUAAAGUGAAAUAUUAAAUCAAAUAGUUUAACUCUUGAGUUCUUAUGAUAUUUUAUUAGUGAAUAAACUUUGAUAAUGUGAGAAAUGUUGAAGGUGUUUAAAUAAAUUCUGGUUUGUUUGACUGUAUCUUUUAAACAUAUUUGGGUGGAUAAUUACUCAUUUACUGUAUCUUUCGAGUCCAAUUAUCAUUAAUAUGCACUUUUAAUAAACA
Paramisgurnus dabryanus is the source of this 2811-nucleotide messenger RNA. RefSeq lists its product as uncharacterized. Gene Ontology annotation, cellular component: cytosol. Gene Ontology annotation, molecular function: L-allo-threonine aldolase activity. Gene Ontology annotation, biological process: L-threonine catabolic process; glycine biosynthetic process. The record is from RefSeq and is a predicted model, not a curated record. Lineage: Eukaryota; Metazoa; Chordata; Actinopteri; Cypriniformes; Cobitidae.